UUAAUUAUGGGGUUUGUGUUUGCGUUUGUGUGUGUAUAUAAUAAGAGGUGGUGGGUUUGUUCCAAUUCUUGACCAUAUGGUAUUAAACAUGAAGGUUCAUCAGUUUGCACGUGGAUUUUGGGACGAACCCUCUCUCUCCCUUGGCUGUAAACGCUUACGCCCUCUUGCUCCUAAACUUCAACAACCCACCUCCGAUAACACAACCACCACCACCACCACCCUCACCACUUUCGAUCUCAAGACCUUCAUCAAACCCGAUUGUGGUCCUCGCAAACCAGGUUCCUCCCAUGAUCACAGCAAAGACUCUUCCUCCUCUUCCUCUUCCCUCCAGACAGGGGUGGAAACGCAUCCUGGAGGGACACGGUGGAAUCCAACUCAAGAACAAAUUGGGAUAUUGGAGAUGCUUUAUAGCAGAGGAAUGAGGACUCCCAAUGCCCAACAAAUCGAACACAUCACUGCACAACUUGGCAACUACGGAAAGAUUGAAGGCAAGAAUGUUUUUUAUUGGUUUCAAAAUCAUAAAGCCCGUGAACGACAGAAACAGAAACGCAACAGUCUUGGUCUUCCACACUCUCCAAGAACUCCUCCCCCUCCUCCCAUCAUUCCCGCCUUCCACACGGGAGAGGAAGACAGCCCGUACAAGAGGAAGUGCUUGUAUUGGGGUUUUGAGUGUUUGGUAGAAGAUAAUGGUUUAAUGUGUAAAAAGGAGGAAGAUCAUGAUAGGACUUUGGAGUUAUUCCCCUUGCACCCAGAACGCUGAUGAUCCAAUUUUUUUGAAAUUCAAAAAAAAAAGAAAAAAAAAAUUGCAUCUUUUGCUAUGAUCAUAAGUUGUUAUGAAUUCUCUUUCUCUUUUUCUUUUUCUUUUUUCCUCUCGUUUUCGAGAAAAAAAAAAAAAGAGAAAAAAGAGAAAAGAAAGGUCGAAGAAUAACAACUACCACUUCUCUUCUUUGUACUCAUGUAUGACGUACUGCCAAUUUUCUUAUGUGAAAGAAAGCGAAGGAUAAAUCCUGAUUUCUUUUCCUUUUAA
This is a messenger RNA of Cucumis sativus (cucumber), 1027 nucleotides long. Its product is annotated as WUSCHEL-related homeobox 4. The coding region runs from base 77 to 760 and encodes 227 amino acids. The record is from RefSeq and is a predicted model, not a curated record. Gene Ontology annotation, biological process: procambium histogenesis; cell division; phloem or xylem histogenesis. Gene Ontology annotation, molecular function: DNA-binding transcription factor activity; DNA binding. NCBI's taxonomy places the organism in Eukaryota, Viridiplantae, Streptophyta, Magnoliopsida, Cucurbitales, Cucurbitaceae. The transcript has 3 exons. Gene Ontology annotation, cellular component: nucleus.